Messenger RNA from Fusarium graminearum PH-1, 1264 nucleotides. RefSeq lists its product as uncharacterized. The transcript has a single exon. The record is from RefSeq and is a predicted model, not a curated record. NCBI's taxonomy places the organism in Eukaryota, Fungi, Ascomycota, Sordariomycetes, Hypocreales, Nectriaceae. The coding region runs from base 1 to 1200 and encodes 399 amino acids.
AUGGCAUCUCGUACAUUCUUACCACGACAUCUCAUCCGCUCAGCCAGAAUCUCAUCACUGUCAACCCUGCCACAUCAAACCCGUCUCAUGACAACAUCACCACCAAGUUUUCCCGCAUUAUUCGCCCGAGGCGGAACAUCAAAUGGCCUAGUUAUUCAUAGAAAGGACCUCCCUCCCGAGUCCCAAUGGAGUCAAGUUCUCCCUUCAGCAAUGGGCUCGCCUGACCCGUACGUGCGUCAACUCGAUGGUAUGGGCUCUGGUAUAUCGUCAACUUCAAAAAUUGUCAUUCUCGGGCCACCUUCUCGCGACAACGUUGACGUGGAAUUUACCUUUGUGCAAGUCGGAAUUCAAGAUGGAGGUCUUGAUAUGGCUGGCAAUUGUGGCAACAUGUCUUCCCUGGUUGGCCCUGUAGCCUGGGAUAGUGGGUUGGUAUCGUCAAAGACUGUCGAGACGGACCAAGAUGGAUCGCAAUGGGCUACGGUGAGGUUUCUCAACACCAAUACCAACAAAGUAAUGUCGUCAAAGUUCCGUGUGGAGGGCUCACCCUUGCGAUAUACACACAAAGGAGACUAUGCUAUGGAUGGUGUCCCAGGCACAGGCUCAAAGGUUGUCAUGAGCUUCCUCGAUCCCGCUGGCGCAAAGACUGGGAAGGCUCUUCCUACAGGAAAUACAGUAGACUCUCUCACGUUGAGUGAUGGAACUACAGUUAAAGCAUCUCUUGUUGAUGUUGGAAACCCAGGUGUCUUUAUCAGUACCGAAAGCCUGGGAAUGGCUGACCAUCUAUCCCUCGCGCCAGCUCUCGUGGAAUCCAAUGAUCAACUUAAAGAUAGGCUGGAAGAGAUACGCCAAGCAGGUGCCAUUUUGAUGGGCCUUGAUCCAAAAGUCAAGAGUGUCCCCAAGAUUGUUCUUUUGUUUCCUUCGAGCGGCUCAUCAGAGGUUGAUAUUCGAUGUCUCGCCUUGUCGAUGGGCCAAGCACACAAGGCCGUGCCAUUGACCCUCGCACUCUGCCUUGGAGCAGCUUCUCAGCUGAAAGGCACUAUUGCGUCUGAUCUUAUAGACGGAAAGUCGAAGGAUACGGUUACCAUCGGGCAUCCUAGUGGAAAGGUUGAUAUUGGAACUGUGAUUCGUGAUGACAGAAUUGAAUCUGCACAGUUGUUGAGGACGGCGAGGAUACUAAUGAAGGGCGAUGUAUAUUAUUGAUGUGUUACUUCCUGUACUCUACAUAGUUGGUAAGAAUUUACUUACAAUUAUGUUGUUUUCUUUG